AUGCUGGAGCCGGGCCACACGACAUUUCACGGCAUUGUUCCUGGCUUGUCGUGCUCACCAAUGGGCAAGAUCCAAGUUGAUGUCCUAUUUGGCGGCCGGGAUAACUUCCGGGUUGAGAACAUCCUGUUCGAAGUGGUUGAUCUCGACGGCCCUUACCAUGCCUUGCUCGGGAGAUCGGCAUUGGCGGAGUUUAUAGCCUCAACUCAUGUGGCCUAUCUGAAGAUGAAGAUGCUGGCACCCAGUGAAGUCUUAACUGUGGUGGGCAACUACAAGAUUUCUCUGGAAACCGUUUUAGCCGGAUCCUGCUUGGCCGAGUCACUGUUCAUUGCGGACGAGAAGAGAAGAAUCCAGAUGGCUGUUGCGCUGGCACAAUCGGCACAACUCGGUCUGACCGGGAUGAGCAACCCGCUCGGUGCAACGGCGUUCAAGCCACCAAAGGAGACAAAGGACAUUGUCCUGGACCCAGAAUACCCGGAGUGCAUCGUUCGCAUCAGUGCCGGAUUGAGCGAGAAAUAG
Lolium perenne is the source of this 516-nucleotide messenger RNA. RefSeq lists its product as uncharacterized. The record is from RefSeq and is a predicted model, not a curated record. NCBI's taxonomy places the organism in Eukaryota, Viridiplantae, Streptophyta, Magnoliopsida, Poales, Poaceae.